Protopterus annectens (West African lungfish) is the source of this 6124-nucleotide messenger RNA. It is a transcript of the gene KAZN, whose product is annotated as kazrin, periplakin interacting protein. The record is from RefSeq and is a predicted model, not a curated record. NCBI's taxonomy places the organism in Eukaryota, Metazoa, Chordata, Ceratodontiformes, Protopteridae. Bases 218 to 2485 code for a protein of 755 amino acids. The transcript is spliced from 17 exons. Gene Ontology annotation, molecular function: protein binding.
GUCCUUUUGGGAGAAUCCAUCAGCAGUAAGCCCGCCUCUUUCUAGUGACAUCACUGUAGUGUAGCAGCAACCUGUAAGAAGGUCAAAUUCCUUGCUGUUCAGCUCAGGUAAAACAAACAACAUUUCUUGCAGAGCAGGGAGGAGCCUGGGAACUAAGAGUGACACAACGUUCUGUGGUCACUGGAUCUGUAAUCCACCACCACCACCAGCCUGGGACAUGAAAUCUGAUAAAGAGGACAUUAAACCUGACUGGAUCGAUCCAUUGUUACCAUUCAAAAGAGCACAUUCAGAUGAACACAUUCAAAUGAAUAAAGUAUUCCAAACAUUCCAAAUAAGUCCAGUGCUGCUACAAGAAGAAGUGGCCCAGCUUCAGGAGGAGGUGCACUUACUUCGGCAGAUGAAGGACAUGUUGACUAAAGACCUGGAGGAAUCUCACGGUGGUAGGUCAGCAGAGCUGCUUUCAGCUACAGAACUGAGAGUGCAGCUAACACAGAAGGAGCAAGAAUUGUCACGAGCUAAAGAAGCACUGCAGGCAAUGAAGGCAGACAGGAAGCGCUUAAAGGCUGAAAAGGCUGACUUAGUGAGCCAGAUGCAGCAGCUGUAUGCCACACUGGAGAGUCGAGAGGAACAGCUACGGGACUUCAUCAGGAACUAUGAGCAGCACCGAAAGGAAAGUGAGGAUGCAGUUAAAGCACUUGCAAAAGACAAGGAUCUUUUGGAAAGAGAAAAGUGGGAGCUUCGCCGACAAGCCAAAGAAGCCACAGAGCAUGCGUCUGCACUUCGAUCACAGCUGGACUUGAAAGAGAACAGAAUCAAGGAGCUCGAAGCAGAGCUGGCAAUGAUAUCCCGCAUUGUUGCUCAGAAAAAGGAUUUUCGCACUUUCGAUCGCCCUCCUGAAAUGGAGCCCUUCAUAAGGGUGAUGUCGGCAAAGCAGUCCUUAGCAACAUUAACCAAGGAUGUCCCGAAGCGCCAUUCACUAGCGAUGCCAAAUGAGGCCAUGCUAAAUGGCAACCAGGAAUGGGUAAUGCAGGCAGAUCUCCCACUUACUGCAGCAAUCCGACAAAGCCAACAGACACUUUAUCAUUCACAUCCACAGCACUCUACAGAACGGCAAACUGUAAGAGUAAGUCCUUGCCACUCACGGCAGCCGUCAAUAAUUUCAGAUGCAUCAGCAGCAGAAGGCGACAGGUCAUCAACGCCAAGUGAUAUCAACUCACCACGGCAUCGAACGCAUUCCCUCUGCAAUUCAUUAGAGGAUCUUGAAGAUCAAAAACGAAAAAAGAAGAAGGAAAAGAUGGGAUUCGGUUCCAUUUCCCGAGUCUUUGCCAGGGGGAAGCAGCGGAAGUCUCUGGACCCCGGGCUCUUUGAUGAUUCUGACAGUCUGUCAAGUCCCACUCAUUGGAGUCUGAGCCUCUCAGAGGGUGAGGAACAGAUGGACCGUUUGCAGCAGGUGGAGCUUGCACGAACUACACCUAUGUCCCAUUGGAAGGCAGGGACUGUACAGGCCUGGCUUGAGGUCAUAAUGGCCAUGCCAAUGUAUGUCAAGUCAUGUUCAGAGAAUGUGAAGAGUGGAAAGAUGCUAUUAACAUUAACUGAUGAAGAUCUGGAAACUGGACUUGGGGUGAACAGUUCCAUGCACCGCCGAAAGAUACGCUUGGCAAUUGAAGACUACAGAGAAGCAGAAGGUGGUCGAAGUUUGUCUAAAGCAUCUGAAAUGGACCAUCACUGGGUUGCUAAAGCAUGGCUGAAUGAUAUUGGGUUGUCUCAGUAUUCCCAGGCUUUCCAGAAUCACCUAAUCGAUGGACGAAUGUUAAAUUCAUUGACAAAGCGAGAUCUGGAGAAGUACCUUAAUGUGUCAAGAAAGUUCCAUCAAAUCAGCAUUCUUCUGGCCACUGAAUUGAUUUUUCAGCUAAAUUUUGAUAAGGAGGCUCUACAUGAAAGAAGAGCAAGAUGUGAGAACCGUAACACUGACCCCCUUGUUUGGACCAACCAUAGGAUCAUAAAGUGGGUGAAAGACAUUGAUUUACAGGAAUAUGCUGAUAACUUACUGAACAGUGGGGUCCACGGAGCUGUUCUUGUAUGGGAGCCUACAUUUAACUCAGAUGCCAUGGCAACUGCACUGGGAAUCCCUAGCAACAAGCAUAUUCUUAGAAGACAUCUUGCCGAAGAAAUGAAUAUAAUUAUCAACCCAGCCAGAACAGGAACAGCAUGGCUGAGUGAACGAUUCAGCACUCCUAUCACCCUAAGGCAGGGCUCACUGGGGCGCUCUGCCAGCUCAGGGAGAUCAACAGAUGAUGAGAAUAGUCUGAAGUUCCGAUCAAGCAAGUCUUCACUCAGACAGUCUGGGAAAACAUUUGGUGGAAAAGAUCAAGGCUUCUCUGAGAAGUAUAGCUCACUUAAACAAGAAGAACAUGAGGAUACACUGAGCAGAUCUGGACGCAGUGCUCUAGAAAGCUUCACAGGGAUUGAAGUCACAAAUAUAUGAAAAGGAUGGAAGAAAGAGAUGUCUGAAUAACUACUGUAUAUUGUACUGUUAAUACAGAAUGCAAAAUUAAUACUAUCCAAUAUUAUUUAGAUGGCUCCACGUAACCAUUACUGACAGAUAUUAAAGGAACAGACAAUAUAAUUCUAACACAGGAACACAGAGAAAACAUAUGCAUCUACUGCCAUGGAAUUUAUUAAAACUGAGUGCAUCAUACAUGUUUUCUUUAUAUGUUUAUUGCCAAAUGGAGGAUCUCAAUGUGGGACAUCAUAUCACUAUCAAAAGAACUAUGCAUUCUUAUGGGAUUCUUGACUAGAAGUGCUCAAGUUAAAGAUACAGAAAAUAAUUCACCAUGGAAAAGAUAGAAGGAAACUGGCUGUUCGUAAAGUAUAUAACAAACCUACCAGACUAUCAGUUAUACAAGACCAGAAAAAGAUGUUACAGUUCUUUGUCGAUAUAAUUACUUUCUAGUUUAUGAUGAGUACACAUAACUUUGUAAAUAAAUAUAAUAAAAUAUUUAUGUAAUAUUGUUAUAAUGUGAGAAAGUGGAUAUGUGUUGUGUAAAAGAAAUGCAAAAGCUAAAAGUUUAUAUCAUGUACAAUAUUAUCAGUGACAUAAACUGUAAACAUCUGGUAUCAACUAAAGCAUUGAUACUGGAAAUAUCCUGAAGGAACUUUAAAUGCUGCUGAGAAACCACAUGCCAUCCCUUUACACCGGUGUACUAAAUGAUGUAGUAUAUGAGUAAUGCCAUAGAAACAUCACAUUACUCAACAAGGAAACACUAAUCUAGUAAGAGAUGGGACUGGAUAUCAGAACGUAGAUGUCAUGCAAAGAGUAGAAUGUUGUCAACAAAAUUAUCAGGGGCAUAUAUUCAUUUUCUAUGCAAGCAGACACAAAGUAACUUAUGUAGGAUGUCAUAUUUUACAGUGGUAAGUAUCUUAAUUUUGGAGCUAACCAUGAUAUGCGGAUGCAAGAUAACAAAGUGGAGCAUCACGAUGCAUGGUGGGAUAUCUCACAAUAAGAAAGUUUCACAAUAUUAUUAACAUGUGGCGAAAGACUCCCAACUAAAUGCACUGGGCUAGCUGUGCUUUCCAAAAAAAAAUGAAACUGCUUGCUGAUGCAGCACCCAUGAUAAACCUAAAAGUUAAAUUUAUUGCAUUAUUGUCUGUUCUGAGACAAGAAAGCAGAACUAUCAUUGGUAUGCAAGCAAUCAACAAAUCCCCUAAUAGGAAUUCAUAAUUCAGUGAGUAGGCAAUUUUUUGGAGAUACAACACAGGCUUUACAAAUGAUAUAAGUUCAGUAAGCACUACAGUUGCUAUGCAUAUUGGAGAUACUUAUUCAGAAUAGGCUGUCAAGAAGUCAGCACAGACUAUUACUGAAAUGACUGAAGAGAAUAUAUAAUAAUUCAUGAAAAAUGUAUAUGAUCAUGUUAAUGACUGCAUAGAUACAGCUGAUUCUACCCAGAAUAAGCACAAGACAAAAUUAAAAAAAAAAACAAGCCGCCCUGGUAGAAUCCCAACAUCAAUAGGUCCGAUUACAAUAAGAAAAAAAUUAUGGCAAAAAUUAGGAAGUGUAAUUCCCAGCAAGGUAAAAAUAUCCUCAUCAAUCAAAACAGGCAUCUCAGGGGCUUAUCAAAUCUACCAAAGCUAAAUAUAGGUAAAAAUAGCCUCCCAGGACAAGGACAAUCACAAGGCAUUCUUUGGCUAUGUUCAUAACCUUAAAGGCAAUUUACAACAAUGUGCUGAACUAAUUGUAAAUGUAGCCACCUAUACUGAGCCAGAAGAUUUAGCAAAUCUACUGGCUGACAAAUUUUGCCCCAAUUUUACCCCCCUCUCUCCCUCCCCAGACACCCCUCAGGAAAUACCCUCAGCUAUAACACUCCAACUAUCACUAGGAAGUAGUUUCUCAAUGCACCUCUGAGAUCCAGAACAUUGCACCAAUUAGCCCCAGUAAUAUACCAAGGAUGCCUCCUUAAUAGCAUGAAACAUGACCUAUCAGGACCACUAGAAGCACUAUUUAACCAUAGCAUCCAUUCAGGCUUUGUGCCAAGUGAAGUAAGGACUGCAAUUGUCAUCCUCUGCACAAGGGAGGGCCAUUCACAAACCUAUUUAACUACAGACCCAUAAGUCCGACAACUCUUGAAUGCAUAGCCAUGGAAAGAAUUACCCUGGAAGUGAUAGACAAUAACAUUGGAACCCUUCAGACACAGGAUCGAACCCAGUUAGGUUUCAUCAAAGGCAUGUCCUGCCUGCUCAACCUGGUAUACUUGUUUGAGAAUGUCACCAAAGUAAUGGACGAUGGCAAAAUGAUGCAUACUGUCUACCCUGACCUGUUCAAAGCAUUUGACACAAUACCCCAAUCAGGCACUGUAGACAAACUCACAAUAUUAGGUAUAUACCCUUAUGUCAUCCAGUGGAUGACCAGAUGGCUCAAAGGUAGGACCCAAGAAGUUAGGAUAGGCAAGUUUACCUCAAUACCACCUCAAAGUCUUAUCCCUGUACUCAUUCUCCUACAGACUGCUGAGAGGUGAUCUAUACCUGGCAUACAAAGCAUCCUCUUUGCCAGCUGUGAUGUACCUGUCACACAUCCGCAAAACAAAUAAUAUCAGAAUUACCCAAUCUAGGGACCUAAACCUCAUCUGUAACAUAAACAGGACAUGUUUGAAGGACAGGUAUAUGUCUGAAAGACUACCCCUUAUCUGAAAUCAGCUUCCCAUCCAUGUGAAGCAGAGUUCUUCCUUAACCCAGUUUAAGUGUAACUUGGACCAGUGUAUGGGGAAUAGUAGUUUUACCCCUGGUCUGGCACCUAUGUCCUUAUUAGACAGAGGCAGCCCGUAAAUGCUUGACCACCCAUGCCCAAGGCUACAAAUACCUACAUUUGGGAAGUAUGGCUAGGAUUAAAAAGGCCCCCCUGUGGUCAUUAAACUAGUAGUAAUCUAUGAACCUAUGAUGCAUUUAAUGUUACAUUAACUUUGGCACAAUUAUUAGCUAAAAGUUUGUACCACAUUUUCUAAGUCAAAGAGAAGGAAAAAUAAGUGCUUAAAGUCUGCAUGACAAAUGCAUAGUAGUGCAUGAACAUUUAGAUCUUAUGUAAGGAAACAUGCUCACUUGCCCAGAAAUGCAUUCAAACAUUAAUUCAGUAACUAGAGGCUGGAUUAAUUAGUAAUGUGUGACAACUCAGGCUGAUUUUAUAGUCAAAACAUAAUUAAGCACAGAAGAAAACAUCCAGCAACAUGAUAUUGUUCAUUGUUAUAAGGCCACAGUUUAAGCAGAAUUCCACAUUAUAUCAAAUGUACAGAGGUGGAAGUGAGGACAGUGACUAAUAAAUGACUUACAAGGUAGACUGUUAGCACAGCAGUCUAUAUCGCAGUAAAAUGUAAUUGUGUACAUGGUAACAUGAUGUUGUGAUUUAAUAAUACUAAUUGUAAAACAAUGAUUAUGGCAAAUAUCUUGUGCACAACUGUGUUAAGGAUUCCCAGGGAAAAAAUUUGUAUAUAGUAGAUUGACAUGCACUAGUUUUCAUUCAUUUCUUUAUCCUGUAUAGAAAUAUUACAUUAUUUUAAAAAGAGAAUUGCGUGUAUUCAUUAAUUCUACCUUAAUGUUAGAUGAUUUUUUUAACAAUAAAAGAAUUCAUGCAGCAGUA